AUGAACUCUAACAACAACUUGUUGUCCCCAUGUUGCCAACCUUGUGGUGUAUCAAGCUCUCUGACUGGUAUCAAUAACUCUCAACAGAUAAGAUGUGCCGGUACUUCAGUUCUCGGUGCAGCUAUUGCUGUUGUUGCUGUUGGUGGUUGUGCUCAAGGUAUUGGUCAGUUGUUCGCUGCUUUGGUUGUUGGUAUUGCGAGGAAUCCUAGUAUGAAGGAGGAUCUCUUCACUUAUACCCUUAUUGGUAUGGGUUUUCUAGAGUUCUUAGCCAUCCUGGUUAUCCUAAUCGCGGGCGUGCUGCUUUAUUCCGAAUAA
Messenger RNA from Perkinsus marinus ATCC 50983, 315 nucleotides. RefSeq lists its product as hypothetical. The transcript has 3 exons. Gene Ontology annotation, molecular function: proton transmembrane transporter activity. Gene Ontology annotation, biological process: proton motive force-driven ATP synthesis; proton transmembrane transport. NCBI's taxonomy places the organism in Eukaryota, Perkinsozoa, Perkinsida, Perkinsidae. The record is from RefSeq and is a predicted model, not a curated record. Bases 1 to 315 code for a protein of 104 amino acids.